Molecule: messenger RNA, 9123 nt
Organism: Nothobranchius furzeri (turquoise killifish)
Lineage: Eukaryota; Metazoa; Chordata; Actinopteri; Cyprinodontiformes; Nothobranchiidae
Source: RefSeq, a predicted model, not a curated record
UAAAUAAAAAUACUACUAAUAAAAAGAUUAAAAACAAUACAAAUGGGAAGAGAUAAAAUUGUGAUUACAAAAACACGAUAACCAUUCUAUCAUGUUCACAGAUGAUUUACUACAGAAACAUUCAUUUACUGGGUAGAGUCAUUAGUGGAAGAGGAACAUGUGUGGAUGACUGAGACCUUCGGUGUUUCCCUUUCCUCACAUUUUUAGUCACAAUUUUUACUUUUCCUAUUUUCAUGAUUUUUAAAUGAUUUUUAUUUUGACAUUUUUGUUCAUGUGAAGCAUGCCGUGAUUUUUAUCUUCGGAGGCGUUAUAAAAAAGUUGGUUUCUUCUUCAACUCCCUGAGAGCCCGUGGGGUUGACCAGUCUGCGCGAUGCUAACGCUGCACCACCGACAUUUGUAAUUCAGCACUGGUCAGAUAAAUGCAGCAGCGCUUCGGAAAGAGCCAAAGCUGUAAACAGAAGCGACCUAGAAGCUAUUUCUUGUACCCUUAAGAAGCUAACUAAUAUCACCCCCGCUCUCCUAAAUGGCACUUUUUUUUUGUUUUUUAUUUUGAAGACCUGCCUCAGGUCUUUUUUCUUUGAGAAAACUUUCACAACUCAUCUCCAGUCCUCAGCUCCAGAAAUAGGAAUGUUUUCUAUGAUACCAUAAAAACUACAACAUUUAGCUUGUAGGUGUUGAUAUUUUUUAUUAUGCCCCAAAGGUGUGACUCCUAUUGAACGUUAACAUGUGUGCAUGGGGCAAAGGUUUCUAUGUAUUAUGGCCCGUCCUGCACUGGAUCAUCGAUUAGAACACUUCCACAGUCACACUGAUCGUAAGAGUUGUGAAACUCUGUCAAUAAAAACCGAAUCUAAAGCGUCAGCAGGACAGCGAGUCGGAGUGGAAAGAUGCUGUGCUGCUCUGUCGAUCCUGCAGCGCGGAACAAGGGAGUUGAUUGUUGUUGGAGUCGUAAAACUGAACUCUUUAUGCUCUUGGUCAAGCGUAUGUGUUGACAGAAUGGGGGAAAGUGAAGAGAGGAAGUUAUUAAACCAGGAUCUGGAGGAAGAGAUGGAUGCACUGAGGACGUACCUCCCUGUUUGUUUACCUGAGCGGCGCACUGGCCCGGAGCCAAACAACAAUUCCAACCAGGGCGCCUCCAGCGAUGUUUAUACGGUCCAGGGAAAAUGUCGGAGGAAAAGAGGUAAACGAGCAGGAAUCCAGGAGGUAUGGGGAUACCGCCCCUGUCUGUGGAAGAUGGUCCUGGUGGGUGUGGGGGCUGUUUGCUCUGGGGGUUUUUUACUGCUGCUGCUCUACUGGUUGCCUGAAUGGGAAGUCAAAGGCACAUGCACACACACCUCGCUGAGGGAUGCUCAAAUGCUGCUGCUCAGAACAACGGAUGAGUUUAAGCAGUGGUUCAGAGUUAAAGUGCAAGUCCUUCAGGCGCCUGGGGUCACACCCUUCAGCGAUUUGGAUCUGCUGUCAAAGACUCCGUUUCCAAAUAAAGAAGUAGACUACCAAAUGUGCUCUGAAGACCAAGUUCAUCAUGAAAAGCUCCCUAAACAUCAGCAAGUUCAGAUUAAAUACUUCACACACCACAGUGCUAAGUACUACUGGAACGAUGUGAUGCAGAACUUUGAAUUAUAUCAAGGGCUGGAGGAUGUGAGGGUAAGCUGUGCAUGCAUCCACUCUGAACACAGCUCUGGACUCUCCAAAACCCUGCAGGACUUUAGGAGGUUGUUUUUUGGGGAGAAUGAGAUCGCUGUCAGAGUUCCCUCUCUGUUUCAGCUCCUCAUUAAGGAGGUGUUGAACCCUUUUUACAUCUUUCAGCUCUUCAGUGUCAUUUUGUGGAGUGCUGAAGAUUACUACUACUAUGCCACGGCCAUCGUUUUCAUGUCUGUCGUAUCAAUAGCUACCUCCUUGUAUAACAUUAGAAAGCAAUAUGUGAUGCUGCAUGACAUGGUGGCCGCCCACAGCGUGGUCCGUGUCUCCGUGUGCAGAGGAGAUAAAGGCGAGAAUAUCGAACAGGCCAUGUCAACAGAGCUUGUACCCGGUGAUGUCAUUGCUGUUCCAGCCAAUGGGAUGGUGAUGCCCUGUGACGCUGUCCUUUUCCAGGGAACCUGUGUUGUGAAUGAGAGCAUGCUGACAGGCGAGAGUGUUCCAGUGACCAAAACCAGUCUGCCCAGUACAGGUGAAGAGGCGGCCAGGUGUUACAACAUGGAGGAACAUAAGAGACACACACUGUUCUGUGGUACUCGUGUUAUCCAGACCCGAUAUUAUGCAGGUGAACUGGUGAAGGCUGUUGUGGUUCGAACAGGUUUUAGCACAGAAAAAGGCCAGUUGGUGCGCUCUAUCCUCUACCCGAAACCCACUGACUUUAAGCUGUACCGAGAUGCCUACCUGUUCCUUCUGUGCCUGGUUGGGGUCGCCGGGAUCGGCUUCAUCUACACCAUCGUCCUCAGCAUCAUCAGCAAGGUUCCAGCUAAAACUAUUAUCAUUGAAUCUUUGGACAUCGUCACCAUCACCGUCCCGCCGGCCCUACCAGCAGCCAUGACCGCCGGUGUCGUGUACGCUCAGCGACGACUGAAACGUGCUGGCGUGUUCUGCAUCAGCCCCCAGAGGAUCAACAUGUGUGGCCAGCUCAACCUGGUCUGCUUUGACAAGACUGGCACUCUCACUGAGGACGGAUUGGACCUGUGGGGAGUUCAGAGGGUAGAAGACAGCAGAUUUUGUCCUCCAGAGUCUGAAGUAGUUGAGGAACAUAUGGUGAGCACCACGUUUGUGGCCUGCAUGGCCACCUGCCACUCGCUGACUAAGAUAGAGGGAGAGCUCUCUGGAGACCCGUUAGACCUGAAAAUGUUUGCUGCUACAGGCUGGAUCUUAGAGGAGCCAACAGAAGAUGAGACGGCGCUCCACAAUCCAUUGAUGCCAACGGUGGUUCGACCUCCCAAGAGCCCAAAAGCUGAAGCCAACCAGAAUCAGUCCUGUGAGAUCGGGAUCGUGCGUCAGUUCCCAUUUUCCUCGGCACUCCAAAGGAUGAGCGUGGUGGUCCGGAGGCUGGGGGAAAAACAAAUGGAGGCCUUCCUGAAGGGAGCGCCAGAGGUCGUGGCCAGCCUUUGUAAACCACUCACAGUCCCUCAGAAUUUCUCUGACAGCCUGGAGAGCUACACGAGGCAGGGCUUCAGGGUUAUCGCCCUGGCACACCGACAGCUAGAGUCCAAACUAUCAUGGCACAAAGUCCAGAACCUCAGCAGGGACCUGAUUGAGACCAACAUGAACUUCCUGGGUUUGAUCAUCAUGCAAAACAAAAUCAAAGUGGAGACAGCUGGUGCUUUACGUGAACUACAGCGAGCCAACAUCCGCCUUCUGAUGGUCACAGGUGACAACAUGCUGACGGCCAUCUCUGUGGCUCGAGACUGUGGGAUGAUCCACGCUGAUGAGAGAGUCAUCAUAGCGGAUGCUGCUCCUCCUAAAGACUCCCGCCCUGCCAGUAUCACCUGGCGUUACACUAACAACGCCACUCGAACCAUCAAGGACCAUCAGACUGCAGAGAUAAACGUGGAUGAGGAGGCGUACCACUUUGCUGUGAGCGGCAGAGCCUUUACUGUCAUCACAGAGCACUUCCCUGAGCUGCUGCAGAAGCUCUCCCUGAGAGCCACAGUGUUUGCUCGCAUGGCUCCAGACCAGAAGACUCAGCUGGUGGAGGUCCUGCAGGGCAUGGACUACACCGUCGGGAUGUGUGGCGACGGCGCCAACGACUGUGGCGCCUUGAAGCGAGCUCACGGUGGGAUCUCUCUGUCAGAGCUGGAAGCAUCAGUUGCUUCUCCGUUCACCUCCUCCACCUCAAACAUCUCCUGCGUUCCCACCCUCAUCAGGGAGGGACGAGCGGCUCUCAUCACCUCCUUCUGCGUCUUUAAGUUCAUGGCUCUCUACAGCAUCAUCCAGUACAUCAGCGUCAUCCUGCUCUACUGGAUUUUCAGCAACUUGGGAGACUUCCAGUUCCUCUUCAUUGACCUCGUCAUCAUCCUCAUCAUCGCCUUUACCAUGAGUCUGAAUUCAGCGUGGAAGGAGCUGGUGUGGCGCCGCCCACCCUCCAGCUUGAUCUCCGCCCCACUGCUCUUCUCAGUUCUGACCCAGAUCACCACCUGCCUGGCCUUCCAGGUCCUGGUUUUCUUCUUGGUCCAGAAGCAGAGCUGGUACGAGACAUGGACACCUCAGUCGGACGCCUGUAACAGGUCCAGCAUCUCCCACAGCCUCAACGGGACGGCUCCUGUAGACCCCAAAAACAUCAGGAACUAUGAGAACACCUCGCUCUUCUACAUCUCCUCUUUCCAGUACCUGGCCGUGGCCAUCACCUUCUCCAAGGGAAGGCCCUUCAGACAGCCCAGCUACAAGAACUGGCCCUUCGUGUGUUCCUGUGUCGGUCUCUACGCGUUCCUCCUCUUCAUCAUGCUGUACCCCAUCCCCGCCAUCGACAGAUUCUUACAGAUCGUGUGUGUUCCCCAUGACUGGCGCGUGACUCUGGUCGUCAUUGUUGCAGCCAAUGUGGUUGUGUCCUUCCUGUUGGAGAUUUUGAUCCUUGACAUCAUCUUGUGGAGGCUUGUUUUCAGAGACAAUAAGGGGCCAGAGUCCUGCUCUGCUGACACGCCACAGGAGGCCAAUGACCGCUGGGGGGCGUCCGUCCUCUCCCGGGUGUUCUGUCGGAGGAAAAAGUCCCCGAGGGGUCUCUUCAGGCGUCUGACUCUGGAGCUGCAGGAGGACACCGACUGGCCCCCCAAACCCUCCACCAUCACCUACGCCGCCGUGCCACCGUCUCGUGUCUCUGACCUGCUGUGACCCCCGACUGAGUCGAAAAGCAGCAGCGACUUGACCCUCGCUCUGACCCUUUCUCCCGUUUGACUUUUUAAUGUGACAUCUCAUAUCUCAGUAAAUAUAAGCUGGAGAUAAGAAAAUGUUCAUAUUUCUACCCAUCACCAACAACAUUCAGGGUUCCCGUCGGUCUGGUUAUUUGUGGCAAAACAUUUCAGUUUCAUCCCCGGAGAAUUUUUACACUAACCCAAAAUAUCAAUCUGGAAAUCCCAAAUCCAGUCCAGCUCUACUUAUAAAGCACCCAGCACAGGUCCAACGUGCUACACAGUAAAAUAGGGUAAACAAAAACAGCACAUAAAUGAGAAUAAAAACACACAUACAAAUAGAACAUAGAAACAGACCGUUCUUAAAUAUAUUAAACAGAGAAAACAACUGAAGAAAAAAGAUAAAAACAAAUAAAAUCAACAUCUUACACGGCGUUGAAACUCUGGGCGUUUCUCAAUGUCAGGCGCCUUGCAUACAAGGACACCGUCCUUCCUUGGCCAAAGAAAACAGUUAAAUGGAACCAUCGACAUUCAUACUAUAGAGCUCUGGACCCCACGUGACUCUCAGUCAGUAGACGCCAUAUUGGCAGUCAAAAAGGGUAAACAAACACGGAUCGUAAACAUGAACGGGAUCGGCUUGGAUUUUACUUCGUCUGAGUUUACUUCACACUUUAAAACCGAAGAAAUCGUUUUAUAUAGUCAGAAAUUAAAUAGACUAAACAUCUCCGACCCUUACCGUGCCCCUGGGAUACUUUUUAAAAACGCCAGAAGCUGUCGGAGCGGAUUUCUUACCGGACCUGGCCGGGGAACGCCUUGGGAUUCCCCUGGAGGAGCUGGCCCAAAGUGGCUGGGGAGAGGGAAGUCUGGGCCUCUCGACGCUACUGCCCCCGUAACCCGACUCCGGAGAAGCGGAUGAAAAUGGAUGGAUAAAUAACAUAGAUUUACAUGUAAGUAGUUUAAAUAGAGUGCUGUGCUGUUUGAAUGUAUAAACUGAACACCAAGAGAAAUCACUAGUCUGAUUUUUUUCCGUGAAUAAAAUAAAAAUGUCAGGCAGGAGCGUCUCAGGAUCUGUCUGAGAUCUGUCUCGGUGAGACAGAUAAUAGCAACCCAAAGUGCUUUUUAUGUGUGAUCUGACAAUUGAUCAACCAUUGCUUAAAAAAUAAAUACAGCUUAGCCGGUUAAUUGCUGUGAUCAUAAAACACGUAAACGGCAGCACGCAGAACUCACGAGGCAACGUUUUACGUGACGUUUACUUGUUGCUAUGAGUAAUAAGACAGAAAAAGCCACGCCAAAAUAAGUUUAGGAAGCCCACUAAGAAUCAUAAUAAAAGCAUUUAAAAUAAAUACCAUACACAGUUGAGGAAACGUUGGUUUAAGUACCUGAUAUGAAGCGGUCGCUGCAUAAGCGAAAACCUUUACUCUCGGGAUCCCACAGUUUCAUUUUAGCCCGGUCACUAGUGCGUUUAUUACAAUGAUCCAACGUUUGCGGCGCUCCGGAUCUUGGGGAAUCCUGUAGAUGACUCAUUCCUUAUGUCGUCCGUGUCUGUUCUGCAUCCUGGGGCACAACAGGAAUCUACCGUAUUUCCUGUCUGAUUGAGUUUUCUGACAAUAACAAAUAGUCCAGCUGCGGGCUUCUGCCUGCCAAUAUGGCGCCGUUUCGAUUUGAACUGUUGCAUGCCGGGAGAAGUGACGUCAACUCCCGGAGCUCUAUUGGAAUGGAACAGACUUGCGUCACGUGACCGCGGCUUCCACGGCAGUCACGUAGCGUCACGUGACACGGGAGAUAACGUUAUAUUUUAUACGUAUUAGUUUCAAUAUAAAUAUAUAACGUGCCUUUUACUUUUUGAAUUGUGUAUAUGUUUAUUAAAUUAAAUAUAUAAGUGAGUUACUACCCGCUAGCCACUGAAGCUGCAACUGCUAAACAACUAACCAACCAUAGAUAACGUCUUUGGAUCUAAAAAAACAUUUUAAAUUAGCUGACUUACUUUUAAACUUGAAAAUUGUCCCCGAAGUAGCUGCCGGCUUCUGAUCCGCCGUCCUUUUGAAAAUACUGCGGUGUAUUCUGGGUAAUUUUUGACCAAGGCUAGGCUACAAGACACCUCCCGUGUAUCCUUAUUCAGCUAGCUAAACGGCUAACAAACGGAGAACACACGCCUCGGUAGAACGUGAACAUUGGACCCGAUUGGAACACGUCUGUGCGGCACCUGAUGACGUAUCUCCUAGGCAACCGGGGCGGGGCCAAGACAUCAAGGCGAGGUUCCUCUGAGUAUUUAGCCUUUUCCACAAUCUGUCUCUGGUAUAUUUGAAUUAGUGUCAAUUGCACUUUAUUUGUUAAUAUACAUUUAAAGUAGUCUAGUUUUUAGUACCUCUUGUCAAGGAUGCAGCACAACAAAAACAGAACAAGUGCAGUUCACAAAUUCAAAGUUCGCAGAAACACGAGUCAGCACUGCACGGACGCUCGUGUUCCCAACAACACGCUGAAGUUAUGACACUGAAUUUUUAUUCUGUCAAAUUGUGUUUCAGAUUUUUCUUUAACUUAAAAGACACGAGCAAAAAUUCAGCAUCAAAAGUGCAUCAAAAUAAUAAGGUGACCUCAUGGUGGCCCAAGCCAAAGUCCUGUGGCUUUUAUCCAGUCCAGCUACGGUUCCCUGAUCACGUGACACUGCUGCAUUUGGCUGUGCCGGAACAGUCUCGACUUGGAAAGAUAUGACUGAGUCUUUCAGGUAGUUUGAGCAGCUUCUUUACUUGACCGAGUUACGAUAGCUUUGACUCGGGUCGAGCAAGUCGAGCACGGAGCCCAGCGAAGAAGCCGCUUGGCGGCGGAGACGCUCCCCGUGUGCACUGGUGUGCAGCGAUAGUCGCGAGUAAACCGUUCCACGCCGCUGAUGCUUCCGGUGUAGAGUAGGAUUAAGACGCCCACCAAAAGCAACACUUGACGGUUGAGCCCAUGAAUGUUAAGCGACAGUGUGACGUAGACCUGUCGGGUUUUUCUAAUCCUAGAGUUUCACCAUUUGUUAGCAGCUGAUGCAGGAGGAAGGUGUAGGAGACUAUUUUCAUGUUCAGCCUGCAUGAAACACUCAAGCUGUUUAUACAAAACAAUGCCGUCAAUUUGCCCAAUCCCAUGGCGGCAUCAGGGCGCCUUAUGUCGUUAAUGAGUGGUCAGACGGUGGUAAUGUGGCACAAUCGUGUCCUUUUUGUAAAAGAGUAGGGGAUGGCGGCAUAAAGGGGGUGUGGGGGCGGUCCCAGCACUGCGAUGGACUUCUGUUCAUCUUGAACAUCACGUGCUUUUAAUUACGAUUGAAGCUGCGAUGGUUAGGUUGUGUAACAAGCUGCUCCUAAAGGCGUCCGUCCCCAUCAGUCCCUGUGCGGUCUCUGAAGAUCUGAGCUCCAGCUCCAACAGAGCGACGCUCACGGAGCGCCGCGGCACUCCCGUUUGCCGUCUCUGCUGAUUUGUUUAAAAGCAAACUUAUUGCCCGUCUUUACUUUCAUUUUUAAUAAAGUUGCUCGGCAUUAACUGCCCAUGUCAUCAUGACACCGCUCUCUGUUGCAUCAUGGCGCAAUAGCCAUUUAUAAGACAGACCAUUACCGUAAUAUCACUACCAAGCGAGGCGGAAUGAACGCCACAAAUUCGUGCCACGCUAUGCCGGCAUGGUGUGUGUUGUACAAAAAGGCUUCAGACGUGUGCAGAGCACGUUUCACAACCCUAACACCCCCCCCCCCCCCCAUCCCAGGAUAAUGUUUAUAUCAAAUUCAAAUGGAAAUGUGCUAAACAAGUGUUCAACAUGGUGGUUCAUCGUGUUCAUAUGUGAAAUCGUGGUUUCCCAGAUGUGAAGCCUGCUUCCUUUGUCCAGCUUCACAUUAGAAACACGUCAGUCAUGCAUUCCACAGUUUGACACGUCACCUUCACGUGUGUUUUCCUGUUUGCUGAAACCAUCUCAACUUCUUUCUUCUGAGCUACAAACUUCAGAUGCAAGAAAUAUUUGAGUAAAACGGAUGAACUGUUGUGAUUCUCUUAUCGUCUCGUGAACGUUUACAGCCCGACUGUCAACAGGAUGUUUUACCAACAGUCGCCUCCUUCAGGCACUGAUCUUUCUAUGGAUGAUUUCUAAAAUUGUUGCAUUAAUGCAACCAGCUGCUAGACCGUUAGGCUGACUUUCCUGACAUGGUUGUUGCGUUAGCUUCGUUUCCUAUUCUUCCUGUAGAAGAGCUAACAGCUGACCGGAGCCGUUAGCUUCAGAAACUUUGCUGUGUUGUGGAGAUCACAUGAAAUUUGGCAUUAUUAAACUUUUAAAGACUAA